This is a messenger RNA of Megalops cyprinoides (Indo-Pacific tarpon), 1514 nucleotides long. Its product is annotated as sorcin-like. The transcript has 8 exons. Bases 474 to 1076 code for a protein of 200 amino acids. Lineage: Eukaryota; Metazoa; Chordata; Actinopteri; Elopiformes; Megalopidae. The record is from RefSeq and is a predicted model, not a curated record. Gene Ontology annotation, molecular function: calcium ion binding.
GCCUGGAUUUACCACGGUUUAUGUUGUUAAGACUAUUUAGACCUAUGCUAACAGCAAACCAGCUGCAAAUAUAUAGCAACAAACAGCUGCACCUUAACAUUUUUCUUAUAAUCAGUUUUCUAAAAUCAUUUUCGAAAACCUUGUAUAGUGAAUGGCAAGGGGAUAAAAAAAAAAAUAAAAUCCGUACUAAUUAAUUAGUCAUCAGCUCGCUCGCCACACUCGUUAAUCUAUGAACUUUUGUGUUGAUAACAUUCACAUUCUGUGUAUUGUAGAUGUUGCCAUUUUCAUUAUUUAAAACAUGUGAGGCUGUACAGCAGAUUUAAAAACCUGUGCAUCCCACAUCCCUGCCGCAGACCGGACAUCGUUUUCGCAAUAACCUACCUGGCCCUCCCAUUUUGAAUGUGAGAGUCACUAGUAACUAGCCACCAAGCUGUACCGAGGAAUUUCCGUCAUCUUGAAAAAAGUCCAGAAAGAUGAGUUACCCAGGAUAUGGUGCCCCCCCCGGAGGAUUCGGUGGAGGGUACGGGGGAGCACCUGGUGCCCCUGUUAUGGGAGGAUUUCCUGGCCAGCCGCAAGAUCCUCUUUAUAGCUAUUUCGCUGCUGUUGCAGGCCAGGAUGGUCAGAUAUCUGCAGAUGAGCUCCAGACAUGUCUAACUCAGUCCAACAUCUCUGGAGCCUAUAAACCUUUCAAUCUUGAGACCUGUAGGCUGAUGAUCAGCAUGUUGGAUAGAGACUUCUCACACACAAUGGGCUUCAAUGAGUUCAAGGAGCUGUGGAGUGUCCUGAAUGCCUGGAAACAGCAUUUCAUGUCCAUUGACCGAGACCAAAGUGGCACUGUGGACCCACAGGAAAUGCACCAAGCUGUCGCCUCUAUGGGCUACAGACUGAGCCCUCAAGCUAUGAAUGGCAUCAUUAAGAGAUACAGCACUCAUGGGAAGAUCUCAUUUGAUGAUUAUGUCGCCUGCUGCAUCAAACUCCGAACCCUUACUGAUUUAUUCAGAAAACGGGAUCAGGCUGGGCAGGGAAUGGCCACUUUUCAAUACGAUGAUUUUAUCCAAUGUGUCAUGAGCUCAUGAGCGGACAGGAGAACAUCUGAAAGGGAUUUUGCCCACAUUUACCCUUUACAAAGCAGAAUGUUAUGCCAUAUCUAAUAAAAUGCAUGUGUGGUAUUUUUCUAUCCUUGGUUGUUAUUUUUUUAACUAAUGAAAGAUAAACAUACUUUUUAACUACUGUUCUGCUUGCCUCAUUAGUUUAUCAUUUUGCUUCCUUUUUAGUCAACUUGUGCAUUAGCAAGAAGUUAUAAUACUGAUAAUUGAAAUAUUUCCUCUAGAUUGAUGUUAUUACAAUUGAUGUACAUAUGUACUGAUUACUUUUUUAACCACCAGCUAUAGUUUCUAAUCAUUUUUACCCAUGUGUAUGCUAUUAAUAUAGUGUCAAGUCAAUAAGUAAUGGAAAACAGUCUAUACUGUGUUUACUGGAAUGUAAUAAAAUGUGUAUCACCUCCAUUCAACUAA